This is a messenger RNA of Physcomitrium patens, 2420 nucleotides long. Its product is annotated as pathogenesis-related thaumatin-like protein 3.5. NCBI's taxonomy places the organism in Eukaryota, Viridiplantae, Streptophyta, Bryopsida, Funariales, Funariaceae. The record is from RefSeq and is a predicted model, not a curated record.
ACACCGGACAUGAUUUGAAUGUCUGACUGACUGGGACUGUGGUUGUCGAUUCACCAUCCUUUUCACCGCUCGCGGAAGUGACGCCCCUUCAACCCAGUUCCGUGUCGUCGCACUUGCUGAGAUUCCAUGCAAGCAGUUAGCUCGCAGCGCUAAUGUCGUGACCAAAUUUAAGUCCAGCGCUACCUUCUAUAUUUUGGUAUCCGAAUUUGGCCACUUCCUCUACAAACUGGAAACCAGAUUCGCCACAAUGGCUAAGUUAUCUCCUCGCGCUGGAUCGCAUGUUAUAGUGAGGUUUUUUGAAGAAAGAAAGAAAGAAAAUUAUUCCCCUUGUGGAGGUGGUGCUAACUAGGUCACUAACAUCGUAUUACUAUGAUCGUUGUAGUAUAUUGCUAUAGGAAGGAUAUUGGGUUCCGUUUUGUGAGUGGACUCGGACUGAUUCUAUCGCAAUCUGUGUUUCAACCUUCGGACCUGAAAAUCGCCGUUGAGGGAUCAUAACGUCCCACCCAAUUGUGAAGGAAUCAAUCGCCUGCAACUUAAUUACCACGGACCUUCGACAGCAACCAUUCUUUGUCGCAGCUAUACCGGUGCCUACUCUGAACCGUUUGCGCUGAAACAGUAUAUAAAGUUGCUGCGAUAGCUGCCAGCUGAAGGCAGCCUUCGUCCUCCCAGACUUUCGAAGAAGGCAGCAUAUGUGAUAUAUUGUACAAAGGUCGUGUGACUUGGGGAUUGGCUCUUCCGCUUUCUGCUGCGCUCGCCUCAUCCAGGGGAAGACAAUUCGAAUUUUGAACGCUGCUGGGCUUACGCCAUGGCUAUGACAAGCUCGCUGCUGUGCCUUUUUCUCUUCUUCCAUUUAUUCAAUCGUAUUGUAACAGAUGCAGAGGGGGUUACAUUCACAUUUGUCAAUCGGUGCAAAUUUCCUGUGUGGGUGGGAGUACAACCCAAUGGAGGGCUGGCUAUCCUGGCCGACGGUGGGUUUGAGUUGGGCGCCGGCAAGCAAGAUGCCAUAACUGCGCCAGCAUCCUGGGGUGGUCGAUUUUGGGGACGCACGGGCUGCGAAUUCGAUAGUGCUGGGAAGGGGACGUGUGAUACUGGAGAUUGCGGGGGCGCGCUUAAGUGCGGUGGCUCCGGCGGCAACCCUCCUGCGACCCUGGCGGAAAUCACACUUCACGGUGCUGACGGCAAUGACUUCUACGACAUCAGUCUGGUGGAUGGUUACAACCUGCCGCUGGCCAUGACGCCUGCUGGAGGAACUGGGAAGUGCGGUGCCCCUGAAUGCUCCAGCAACUUGAACGAUAUGUGUCCCGAAGUUCUUCAGUUUCUUUCUGAGGGUUCAGUGAUUGGUUGCAACAGCGCAUGCAACGCGUUUAGCGAGCCUAAGUACUGUUGCACUGGGGCGCAUGAUCAACCCGCCACAUGCCCUCCAACUCAAUAUUCGAACGCGUUCAAGAAUGCCUGCCCGUUAGCGUACAGUUAUGCAUACGAUGACGCCACCAGCACUUUCACUUGUAAAGCAGCGAAUUACGCUAUCGCUUUCUGCCCUAAUGGAUCACCAGUGGCUAGAUUAGGCAACAACACCACCACAGGGGAUUCAACUUCUCAAAGGCAAACGUCUCCAGAUCAACUUCCUGGGAAUCCUUCUGUAAUUGACCAGUACGGUACCGGCACUGGUGCAGGGGUUCGUCAUUUGGCUCAUAUCGUACACAUUUCAAUUCUAGGCAUAGCAACACUCUUCACAUUGCUUGGAUAAUGAAGGAAACUCACAGUAACGCUGGUAUUGAACUCUUUUGAUGUGAGCGUUUACAAAUAAACUUAUUGUGUACCAGAUGCGGACCUAACUUUAAUUGGGCAAUUCGCAAUGUAGAAUGUCACAGGUUUGGACUGGGCUCGGGUCUGACAGAAAACACUCGCUCCGUCAUGAGGACAUGGAUCAUCUGGAGAGUAAAAAAUUCCUACUAUACUCACUGAAGUAUUACAUUGCACUUAGAAACUGUAGUCUGUCAUUGUUCAUAGUUUUAGGGUCGAAGUUGCUUCUGUAAGUACCUUCUUAAUUUGCAUAAUUAACACUUUAUGCCGUCCCCUACUGUCACCAGCAGUCGAGAUUUGAACUUCAGAAUUAGCAAAACAUAGCCUCUGAUAAAUUGUAGACUAGUAUGUAGAAGCGAAGCAAAUGCCUGGAGUGAUACAUAUAUCAACAAGUAGGCUAGAAGUUGGGAAUCAUCACAACUGCUGUGAUACCCCGAGAUACCCUGAGAUAUCCUGGGAUGCCCCGACACCCAAAAAAAUACAUCGCAGGUCGAACCUUCAGUGACCAUUUGGCAAUGCCGUACCUGGCGAUUUAUACAAACAGAGAUGCUUACUAACGAGUUGAUUGUAUUCUUGGUUACACACUUGUGAAAUAAAUUAGGGUACAUCUUGUUUCA